AUGGCCCCCGGUGCGACGCUCGGCGGCGCUCAGUCUCUCUCCCAUCAGGGCGUUGCUUUAUUUGCUAAGGAUCAUGGCCGAGUCAAUCUACACCAAUUACCCCCUGACCUAACCCCAGCUCAGCAAGAGCACUUAGUCACUACGACCAAAGACUGGGCAAUCCAAAAUGGCCUGGCAGUCCGACCAAGUCCAACUGCCCUUCCCGCUGGCGCAGAUUCAAAUCGAGUGUUAGCAACAAACGCUCCAGUGACACUCUUCCCCAGCCCUUUUCCGAAAGCCUGCUUCGAGGAAGCUCAAGCUUUACAGACCGUAUACAACCAACUAUAUGCUGCAAUCACCUGCAAUGAGGAAUGGCUGGGGAAGGUCAUGGGAGAGCUAAUUGAUGUGGACGACUUUGUUGCGAACCUCUGGAAAACUCAUUUGGCGGUACAAAAGGAAGGAUAUGUCCAGAACCUGUCCUUAGGCCUCUACCGUUCUGAUUAUAUGGCCCAUGUUGCGCCCAACCGUGCUCCAGCGUUGAAGCAAGUUGAGUUCAACACAAUUUCGUCGUCAUUUGGAGGACUGUCAGCUCUUGUGAGAUCUCUGCAUACGGAGCUCCUUACGUCCCCCCCGGGUACCCCAAUCACCUACCCACCUCACCCGCUCCUACAAUCCGGCGUACCACCCGAAAAUACAUCCGUCGAGACUCUUGCAGGAGGUUUGGCAACGGCACACAAGGCUUAUGGAUCAUCAAAGUCUACACCUGAGCUUCCCUUGUGUGUUAUUUUUGUAGUCCAGGACGGAGAAAGGAACGUCUUCGACCAACAUGCCCUCUCAAAGCGGCUUACAGGGUUCCAUCAGAUUCCUGUCUUCCGUGUUCGCAGCAGCGAGCUCUUUGAUCAAACAUCAGUAUCUGACUCCAACCCUUCUCGGCCCUUGAUCUAUCGCCCUCCUUACUCUCCGUCAUCCGCAUUCGAAGUGACAACUGUCUAUCUUCGUGCUUACUAUUCACCCGAUGAAUACAAAUCUAGUCGUGACUGGGAUGCCCGAGUACACCUGGAACGCUCCGCGGCUAUCAAGUGUCCCACCGUGCUCAACCAAUUGGCUGGCUGCAAAAAGGUCCAACAAGUGCUCGCAGAGCCGACGGGCCCUGAUCACCUUUCAAGCUUCCUUAAAGGCACUGAUCCUACAGUGAUCGCGAGACUGCGAGAGACAUUUGCUCCACAAUAUGACCUCUCAGCCAACAGUCAAGGUCGGAAUCUGGCUCUCAACGCCGAGACAGCCCUGAACCAUGUUCUCAAGCCCCAGCGAGAAGGUGGUGGUAACAACAUCUAUAAAGCUGAGAUUCCAGGCUUCCUUCAAUCUAUUCCAGAGACAGACUGGAAGGGCUGGGUGCUGAUGGAGCUCAUCAAUCCCGCGCCCGAUGCUGUGAAUGUCGCUCUACGGAAUGACGGAGAAGUCCUCCGUGGCAACGUGAUCUCCGAGCUGGGUGUUUAUGGUACUAUCUUGUGGGACAACACCGGCAAGGUUCUCCAUAAUGACCAGGGCGGAUGGUUGUUGAGAACCAAAGGCAAAGAAGUGAAUGAGGGGGGCGUGGCCGCAGGCUUCUCCAGCUUAGAUAGCGUACUUCUUUUCUAG
Penicillium canariense is the source of this 1617-nucleotide messenger RNA. RefSeq names its product glutathione synthase. The record is from RefSeq and is a predicted model, not a curated record. Gene Ontology annotation, cellular component: cytosol. NCBI's taxonomy places the organism in Eukaryota, Fungi, Ascomycota, Eurotiomycetes, Eurotiales, Aspergillaceae. The transcript is spliced from 3 exons. Gene Ontology annotation, molecular function: ATP binding; glutathione synthase activity; glutathione binding. Bases 1 to 1617 code for a protein of 538 amino acids. Gene Ontology annotation, biological process: glutathione biosynthetic process.